AUGAAACAUCUUAAUGAAUUCAUUGGCAAUAGUGAGCUUCAUGAUUUACCACUUCAUGGAAGGAGAUACACAUGGUGUAAUGCCCAGGAAUCAGAGAAAUGGAGCAGAAUUGAUAGAAUUUUACUAAGUCCUGAAUGGAUGCUUAAUUUCUCAAUGAAAUUGUGGGGUUUACCCAGGCUAAUCUCAGACCACUACCCUUUAUUAAUGAUGGAAGAUGCCAGAGAUUGGGGGCCAAAGCCAUUCAGGUUCCUAAAUGCGUGGACUCUUCAUCCCAGCUUUGCUCAGCUAUUUGUCUCAUCAUGGUCUGAUUCCUCUUUUGCUGGCUGGUCUGGGUACAUACUCUCCCAAAAGUUAAAGCGUCUGAAGCUAGUCUUAAAAUCUUGGAGCAUUCAGGUGUUUGGCAAUAUGGCUUCUAAAAUAAAAACUUCAGAAGAAGAGCUACAUGCUCUGGAUAUCACUGUAGAGGAAAGAGCACUACUGGCUUCAGAAAAGGCAAGAAGAAGGGAGGUUAAAGGUGAGCUGUGGAAGCUAUACAGAAUGGUAGAAUGGAUUUGGCACCAAAAAUCCAUAUUGAAUUGGGCUAUCAAUGGGGAUAAAAAUAGUAGAUUUUUUCAUGUGGUUGCAAGUUCUCGGCAGAAUGAAAAUCUCAUCAACUCUAUUUCAGUAAAUGGAGUGUCCAUUGAGGAUCCUACUGGAGUUAGGCACCAAGUUCUUCUUCACUUUAAGGCCCAAUUCUCUGAAUCAUGGGUUAAGAGGCCUUCUUUGACAGGGGUACUUAACAUCAUUGACCCGGAAUAUGUCUCUCAACAUCUGGUAGUUGAGUUCAGUGCACUGAGGUACUUGCAGCAAUCAAAGACUGUAACAACAACAAAGCUCCAGGCCCUGAUGGGUUCAACCUACUGUGUUAUCAGAAAUUCUAGAAGGUUAUGA
Camellia sinensis is the source of this 930-nucleotide messenger RNA. RefSeq lists its product as uncharacterized. The record is from RefSeq and is a predicted model, not a curated record. NCBI's taxonomy places the organism in Eukaryota, Viridiplantae, Streptophyta, Magnoliopsida, Ericales, Theaceae.